Messenger RNA from Drosophila grimshawi, 1628 nucleotides. RefSeq names its product putative metabolite transport protein HI_1104. Gene Ontology annotation, biological process: transmembrane transport. Gene Ontology annotation, cellular component: membrane. Lineage: Eukaryota; Metazoa; Arthropoda; Insecta; Diptera; Drosophilidae. The record is from RefSeq and is a predicted model, not a curated record. Gene Ontology annotation, molecular function: transmembrane transporter activity.
AAACAGACGCAGACGCAUUAUGAUACCGAUAUUGGAGAAACUGAGCGGAUUCUAUAGCAGCUCUGUGCUGGCCAUCGUCACCAUUGGCUACAUCCUGGGUGAGCUGGGGCACUAUCUGAUUGGCGUUACCUCCAAGCAGACGGCCAUUGAGCUGGACUAUGGUGAUCAUGCCUGCCAGCAGAACAGCAGGUUCACACGACACGAACUGGUCACCCAGUGUUCGGAUGUGAAGAACGAGAGCAGCUGCUAUGCGCUCGAGCUGAAUAGCACAUUCAUAUUGGUGUUUACCAUAGCUGGCGUCUUUAUGGGCUUCGCUGCGGACAAAUACAAUCGCGUUAAGAUGUUAACCGUUUGUACGAUUAUAUUUGGCAUUGCGAUCCUGCUGCAGGGCACCGUCAAAUCGUAUUGGCAUUUGGUUGUGCUGCGCAUGGUGAUGGCUGCUGGUGAAUCGGGCUGCAAUCCGCUAGCUACUGGCAUUAUGUCCGACAUUUUUCCGGAGAACAAGCGUGCCCUAGUCAUGGCCAUCUUCAACUGGGGCAUCUAUGGUGGCUAUGGAAUUGCCUUUCCCGUCGGUCGCUAUAUCACCACGCUCAACUUUUUCGAUAUGGGCUGGCGUGUUUGCUAUUUGGGUGCGGGUGUGCUGACCAUCAUCAUAGCCGGUCUAACUGGCACCACACUGCGGGAGCCGGAGCGCAAAUCGAUUGGCGAAGGUGAUCGGACAACGGCCAGUGGUAAACCGGUCACAUUAUGGCAGGUUAUCAAGAGUCCGGCGAUGAUAAUGCUCAUGAUUGCCGCCUCGAUAAGUCACAGCGGUGGUAUGACCUUUGCCUACAAUGCGGAUCUCUACUAUAAUACGUAUUUCCCGGACGUGGAUCUCGGCUGGUGGCUCUUUGCCGUCACCAUUGGUAUUGGUAGCGUUGGUGUUGUCGUUGGCGGCGUUGUCUCCGACAAGAUUGUCGCCAAGAUGGGCAUUCGUUCGCGUGCAUUUGUGUUGGCCAUUAGCCAAUUGAUUGCCACUCUGCCAGCGUUUGGCUCUGUCUAUUUUGAUCCGUUGUGGGCCAUGAUUACGCUCGGACUGAGCUACUUCUUUGCCGAAAUGUGGUUCGGUAUUGUGUUUGCCAUUGUCGUUGAGAUUGUGCCGUUGCGUGUCCGCUCCUCAACCAUUGGCGUCUUCCUCUUUGUCAUGAACAACAUUGGCGGCAAUCUGCCCAUUCUCGUGGAUCCUGUGGCCAAGGUCAUCGGUUAUCGCGGCUCUAUAAUGCUCUUCUAUGCGGGCUUUUAUGGCAUCACCUCCAUACUGUUCCUUAUCACCUGUUUCUUGCUAGAAGGCAAGCCCAAGCCGAAUGAAUCGGAGCAGGAGGCACAGAAGACACAUCCGGAUGCAGUUUUAGGUGCACGCCACAUGCACGGACAUGACAACUCCGUUUUCAGUGUGGACGAGACACUGCUGUCGAAUGGUCGUCCCGCCCAGUUGCCGCAACACCUUCAGAUGUCCAGCAACGGAUACGAGAAGUCACAAUCCACUCAGCCACGUCACAAUGGCGCCGAGAGCAGCAGACUGUAGUAUUAGGACUAGGACAAAAACCCAAACGUCGACAAAAUCGAAAAAGAUUUUUUAAAAAUAAAAU